This is a messenger RNA of Porites lobata, 8477 nucleotides long. NCBI's taxonomy places the organism in Eukaryota, Metazoa, Cnidaria, Anthozoa, Scleractinia, Poritidae. The record is from the annotation of a GenBank genome assembly.
AUGGCCUCAAAGUUUGAUAAUUUCCAGCUCUCUUUGCUUAAGCAGUUCGUGGAUUUAUGUAAGGAAAAGCCAGAACUACUACAUGCUCCUCAGCUGAAGUUUUUUAGGGACUGGCUUGAGAGGUAGGAAAGAAGCGAGAAGCGAUGUAGGCACGUGCCUCUCUUUGCUCUCUUUUGUGAUGAAGUGUUCUUGCACCAACAUGGAUGUUGUACCUUGUGUGUGAAAAGACCCUCACGUUUUAUAAGAAGGGCAAUACAGGGAAACAAUUCAGUUAAUAAGGGAUCUAUGUUGUUGUCGCUAUCAUGGUUUUAAUGAUUUUAUUUAAAUUUGGUUCUAGUGUACGUGACUAUUUGAGGCCAAAGGGCUGAUCAAAACGUAAAAUAUGGUUAAACAUAAGCAGAGUUAUUUUACUUAGCGUACGAUCUUUAUGUAUAUAUUAUUUUGUCUGAAAUAUUGUGAUGAAACUUAGGAGAGUCGACUUUAAGCAAUACAUUUGUUCCCUCUUGGAUAAAAUCAACACAGAGCUCCUGGUGCAAGCUCGCAAGAAAGCGGAAGUAACCGAUCUCUAGGGGUGGGGGUAUGGUGGGUUGUCAAAGUCAUUGUUUGGCGUUUUGAAUUUUUCGAGCUUUCAAUGGAUUUUUUUAAUAGCUCCUCUCCUCUUUUAGAGAUUUACAUAAUCGUGAGUUUCCAAAAUGGGUCAUUUGAUCUCAAGUUUGACAAAGGAAGGAGAUAAUGCAUCAGUCAAUUCCACCUGCGCUCAGCCAUGUCAGUCCUGGGGGUGGGGCGUUUGCAAAUUUUGCACUGCCCAGGACCAUUCCCAAGCUGGCUGCAAAUGGAAUGGACUGAUGCAUAAUGACUUUCAUUUUUGCAAUGUGAAGAUUGACAAUUUUGCCACAUGUAUAAAAUACCUGACGGAUCCCUUUUGAUGAAUGAUUUUAUUUUUUCAAAGGGGUUGAGUUUUAUUUUUACCACACUAACCUAGACAUGAGCAGCUCCAUUGCUCCCUAGUUGCUCAUUUUAGGGCAGUUUAAUAGCAAUUCAAUGGUGUGGCUGCUCUGUGUAGAAUUGAAAAAAGGGGAGUUAAUUAAAGCACCUUUCGUUUCUUUCAUUCAAAUUAUCGUAUUGUAGUUUGGGUGCCAAUAUCCCUCCACCACCAGAGAAACCAAAAGAACCUGAACCAACUGAAGAAGUAAAAACCCCAGAAAAAGAUGAACCAGUGACCGAGCCAGAGCCUAAAGAGGUAACAGCUAAUUUAAACCUCCUGAUAGAGUGGAAAAAAAUUUGGGGAAACACCGUCUUUACUUGAGUAAGUGUCACAUUUGGUACAAAAAAAGGUGUUAAGUGCUGCCCCUGAAUAAGUGACUUAGUGCUGUGGCCCCUGUGCAAUCAAAAUCAAAGUAAGAUGUUUAUUCUGUCAGUUUAAUACUAAAAGUGAUAAUACCAUUUACAUGAGACAAUUCUUUGUUGCAUGUAACUUUCAAAUAAAAUAAUGUUGCAUUCAAAUAAGUGCUGCCCUCGAAUAACUGCUCCGUUUGAGGGAUAAAAAAUUUACUAAGCAUUGCAGCCCUUAUUCAAGUAAAUACCAUGCAAUGGUAUGCAACAUUUCCAGGGUGUCCCAUUUUUUGUCAAAAUUUUUAUUCACCAUUUUUGCAAAUGCCCAUAAUUAUACACCUUGUUUUCCCCAAUACAUUUUCCAUAUAGCUUUUGUCUCCAAUUUCUCCUGUGUAUUGCAGUCAUCCCAUGAGAAAUUGAAGACAAUUCCUAUGCAAAAUUUUGCGCGGUAGAUUUUAGUGAAUUGUGUGGGUGCAGGAGCAAAUGAUUCAAUUUUCCAAGAGAUGAUGUAGCAUGAUUUAGUUGAUUUAGCAUUGAAGGUUCACAGUAGUUUAUCAGCCUAAAAUUAUGUCUUAAAUUAGUUUACUCCCCGAGAUUAUGCAAUUUUUUUAUUAUUCAUUAAUGAUAUUUCUUGUGGAAUAAUUAUUGGUCAAUUGUGUGCACCUACCGUACAUGUAUACAGUAAUAUCAGAAGCCCUGAUAAAUGGAUCUGAAUGUCACUUCAAAAAUUAUUGAAUUAUCAUUAACAGACGUUAAUGAAAUUAUAUUAUCCUUAAAGAAGCAUGGCAGUAUUUUUGUAGGCUUCAUGCAUGUAAAAUCUUUUAUAAACUGAAUUGUUCUUAGGAGGCACCAACAGAAGAGGCAAUGGAGAGUUCAAGUGAAGAGAGUGAUGUGGGUCAGUGUGUGAAGUCAGUUAGGCUUUAAUAUUUCUACAUGUACAAUGUAUAUGUACAGGACUGAUUAAGAAUUCAAAGCACAAUAUUCUGUAACUUGUCAUGUGGCUGUUCAGCGUAGCAAUAAUUUGAAAGGGCUUUCUUAGGAUUUCACCUUCUUUCAAUCAAGGAGGGUUCCUUCGUUUCCUUUAAUUCAUGUAGACUUAAUGAGCAUUCCAUUAAUGUGGCCCUGGUUCAAAUCCCAGAAGCAAUAAAAGGCUGUGCAGUUUAGUAGUGCCUGGUGGCACAUGGACACCUACACUGUAUCUAAUUGCUCCCUGGGCAGAUAAAAAAAGAUUAAAUAUUAUUUUUUUCAUAUGAUGGGCACUGCACCUGGCCCUGGAUUUGACAGGCUCAAAGCACUGAGCUCCUUCCAAUUUUUCUUAAAGCACAGCCUUGCAAUAAUGAUACCAUCAAUUAUGUUUGUUGUUGGUUUCCACCUUUAUUCAGAGAGGGUUAUUCUCCAAGAAUUCUUGUUUCCCCUCUCCUGAAAAACCAACAUUUCCAAAUACAAAUUCGAUCUGGAUUGGUUAAAUGCAUUAUAACCAUUUUGUUGAAUUGUGAUACUUUUUCAUUCAUUUAUUUGUUUAUUUUAUAGGUUAUUUUUUCAGUCAGCUAGUGGUAAAUAAAUAAAGAAAUGUUUAAUUUACUGAUUUUGACUUAUAAAAUGAUUUACUUAUGCCCUCUUCUUUACCUCUAGCCUGUAGUUAAGGUUUAAUUAUAUUGCUACAUAAGCAUCUGUUUGUAAAUUUUAAACUGUACCAAAUUGUUUUUAUAAUAAUACUGUAUUUUAACAUAAUUAUUUUAACAGAGAUUGACAGGGAGGGAUGUAUUGAGCCAGACAAUGAUGAACCUCAGCAGAUGGGAGAUGCAAGCAUUGAAGUAAAUAAUGAGUUACUUAAUGAAUAAUUAACAAUAAAAUUCUUGCAAAAUUCACCUAGUAAUCUCAUGCAUGUACUACCACCUUACAUCAACCUCAAAAUACAUGCUUAACAGAGUGUAGUUAAUAUCAAAGUUUUGUUCAAAAUAUGCUAUCCUGCUGAUGUGCUGAACCUAAAUUAUUGAUUGUUGAAUUAGGUAGGGCCACAGAAGAGUAGUGUUUGAAUCUCAGUUUGGUUAGGCAGUUUGGUUUUCUAGUACAUUGCUGUUGGCUGCCGCAUAAGAGUUUGACACAGCAACAUUUUUUUAAGUGUGCUGUAUAUGAUGAGUGUGAGUUAUCAGUCUAAAAUGAAACUUUGUCUAGUUCUGUGUUCUGUGUAGUCACAGCAGGCGGAUUUUCGAACCAGACCUAUUCUACUAUUGAAACAUUCUGGGUGCUGUUUUAGCAUCCAAAUUUUUUUAUUAGUCAAGGUUAUGACAGUUAUGAAGAACUGAGACAUGCAGUUAAAUAUUACAAGCACAGUCAUUCGAAGUUAGAACCAACUUGUGUGCAUGUUUAAUGAAUUACAGCUUUCAUUGACAAUACCACAACUAUAGUCAUGUGGGAACAGUUUGUUGUGAAUCAAUAACUGCUUUAUCUUAUUAAUUAAUUUUCUGAUGUUAGUUUCUCAAAUCAAUAAUAUCAUAAAUUUAGGAAUGAAAUAAUUUCUAUCUGCAAUAAACCAAAUUACUGAUAUGAUUUUUUCUUCCCAGGUUACUGAUGAGAUGAGAGAAGAGGCAUCUGAAAAAAGAAGUCAAGGAAUGGCUGCCAUGAGUGAAGGUUUGAAGUGAUAGAAAGUUUUUUUAAGAAGCCUCUGCCUGGUGGAACACAGGCUGUUAGUUAUAUAAGAGGUUUAUUUUCUUUAAAUUUGGUCUUUAUUGGAGGGCAAAAUUCUUAUGUUUAUGUGUAGUGGAUGUUUCAGCUAUACUUCUCAUUUGUUCUGUCUGUUGUGUGAUAAUAAUAAUUUUUAUUUUUGAAUAGGAAAUCUUGAAGAAGCAGCUAAACUAUUCACAGAAGCCAUUUUAAAACAUCCUACAACUGCCAGCAUGUAUGCUAAACGAGCAAGGUGUAGUAUUAAAAGUGUUCUUUGUGUAUUUUGGACAUUCAAUUUUUCCAUUUCUCUUCAUUUUACACUUUGACCAAUAAUUAGUUAAAUUAUUAUUAUUAUUAUUAUUAUUCUUUUGCUCCAAACCUUUUCCAGCUGUUUUAUUCGAAUGCAGAAGCCAAAUGCAGCGAUCAGAGACUGUAAUGAAGCAAUCAAGAUCAACCCAGACUCCGCCCAACCUUACAAGUGGAGAGGACGGGCCCACAGGUUAUUGUGCUUGCACUUCUUUUCAUCAGUUAUACUAAAAUUUGAGUUAAAGCCACUGUUGAAUUAAAGGUGCUGUUGUUUAAAAAUAGAGGAACCUACUGUUACCUUGAGGGCUUAAACAUUUCGUUAGAAGUUUCUUAAAGUUCUUGCUUUUUACUAGCUGUAUUUUCUUUUCUUUCAUCUGCCCAUAAAUGAAUUUUUUGUUCUUGUAGACUCUUGGGUCACUGGGAAGAGGCUGCUAAGGAUCUUGGCAUGGCCUGCAAACUUGACUAUGAUGAUCAAGCUAAUGAGUGGCUUAAAGAAGUCACUCCUAAGGUACAGUCAUUAUUUGUGAUUAUGAGUGGCAUUGAUAGAAAUCUGAUGGUGAAUUUUCAGCCUGGUUAAUAAAUGAGAAAGAGGAGUCAAACCUAUGAUGUCCUUCUGGCCUAGGGGUAGUAAGAGCAUCAGGACGUCUAGUAACCAUAAGGACAUCAUAAGUUCGACAAUUAUUUUCAUUUUUGUUCUCCAUCUUUGUGCGUUGACAUAUAAUUAUUAUAUGUACAGAGAUCUCAUACAAACAUGGAGGGAAUAACUAAUAACUGUUGUGGAACCUUGAUUAUCUGGACUUGGCAGUUCUAGGGUAAAUACAGUAGUGCAGAAAUUCAAACGUCCAGGUGAUCAACAAUUUGAAUAUGAAACCAUUCUUGUAGUUGGGAAAUUUUCAUGUCACUAUUCAGUCCAGAAAGAGAUAAACAGCAAAACCCAAAAUGUUGUUUACGAGUCUAAUACAACAAUAAUGGUUGAUGCCAAAUUACUACGACCUUUAAAGCUAGAAUACAGUCUGAAGGCAAAAUUUUGCCUCAAUAUAGGGACAAUUCCCCCUCAACUACUUCAUUUUAUGACUGUUAUGUAAAGAAGUUUGAAGGAGCAGAAGUCCGUUUUACUCCUUUUGGUGCCAUUUUCUUGGUCAUUGCCUCCAUGACUAGAAGACUAAGCUAUCUUUUUUUGCACCAUAAAUGUGGUAUAUCCUUACUAAACAUGCAGGAUGGUUGUACAUGUAAAAGUCCCCGCAAUGAUUUGUUUCUUUUUAAAACUUCAGAAUAAUUUGGUGUGAAUGUCAAUCAGCCAACAGCCUUUGUUGCUCUAUCUUUUUUUAAUGCUUUUUUUGCAUAUUGUGUUCCCAGGCACACCUUCUUGCCGAGCACCGAAGAAAAUAUGAAAGAAAACGGGAAGACAAAGAAGAAGAGGAACGAAUGGAUAGAAUGUAAGAAUGCCCUCGCACUUUUAGUUAUGUAAAUGUCGUGUUUAAUUUUUUUUUUGAGGGAGGAGGGGGGAGGGUUGAAAUUUGAUUUUGCAUUCGAACCUCAUCCAACGACGGCUGCAUACUGGAGACUAGCAUUUUCGGCUCCAGUCCUUUCCUAUUCGCGCAUUCUUGACCAACGGAAAAUACAGGCUGUUUUGCAGCCCACUGUUUCAUUGACUUGAUAUUAUGUGUCAAUAUUCCCUAAACAUAUUUGUUACAUUAGACAAUAACCUUCAUCCGUCUCAAGGUGGCCUUUGUAGAGUGGUUUGACCAAGAUAAACUUUGCCUUUAUCACUCCCUUCACACCAGAACCACCCGCAAUUACUGUGGUGUAUCGAUGGCAUGAUUUACUAAAAAUACGUGGAACGUUUUUCUUUCCAUUUUAGAAAAAAAGCGAAAGAAGCGCAAGCAAAAGCAAGAAAGGUAAAUUCAGAUGAGCAUUAACGUUAUUGUCUGUUUUUUAACAAGUUCUGACGGUUGCUUUUCCAUUUUGAAUAUCCACACUUUACAGGAAGAAGAAGAAAGACAAAAGCGACAACAAGAGAUGCCUGGUGGCUUCCCAGGGGGCUUUCCUGGUGGUUUCCCCGGCGGUGCGGCAGGAUUCCCUGGGGGCUUCCCUGGUGGUGCAGGAGGAUUCCCCGGGGGCGCUGGGGGAUUCACUGGUACUGGAGGAGCAGGAGGUAUUUAAAAACUGCUGUUUCCCAACCCCUUCACGUUUCUAAACUGUACAGACGACACAAAAGAUCGUAUACAUCUACCACCGGGGGAAAAAAAUGACGAACACCUAUGACAAAGCCCUACUUCUUAACGUUUUUUUUACAAGGCUGAUACUAUUGUGUGACCCCGGGAAAUUCAAAUCUGCUUAAGAAAGUGAGCUCUGGGUAUUCAUUGACCUCAGAAAUGGAAAGCUAUAUUUCAUCAGCGGCUGUGGGUAUCACAGUUAGUUUCACUUGCUCCUCGCAGAAAGCGCAGCUAGGUCAAGAAGGAACAUGUGGACUCUAAGUCUGAUUGCUGAAAUUGUGACUCUUUUUUUCUUUCUCAGGUGGUGCAACACCCAACUUAAAUGACCUUUUAAGCGAUCCAGAGCUGUUAGAAGCAUUUCAGGUUUGUCGUGAUCAAAUCCAUUUUCGCUGAGUGUGGAGAUUUUGUUUAUUUGUCGUGUUUGGAUAUGUUGCAGUUAAUAGUAAUAUUUAUAAUAUUUGUUGCAGUUAAUAAUAAUAUUUUAUUUCAGUUAAUUUUUAUUUUUCCUUUGUUUCAAAUUCACUAGCAACAUUACCAUACCCAAAAACAAUAGAAAAAUGAAAAUUAACUGAGAUAAAAAAAUUAACUACAACAGAUAUCUGGGGUCAGUUGUUCGAAGGCCGAUUGGCGCCAACUCGGGGUUAAUUCUAGUCCGGGUUUCUUUUACUUUUGUUCACAAGCAUUUUCUCAAAUACAGUCGACUCCCGAUAAUUCGAACCUUUAAGGAAAAUAGAAAAAAGCUCGAGUUAUCGGGAGUUCGAGUUAUCGAGGGUAAAAUUAUGUGGAAAAAAUUAUCUGAAGGGAAAUGAAAAUUACUUCGAGUUAACCGGAGGUUCGAGUUAUAGAGGGUUCGAGUUACCGGGAGUCGACCGUAUUUUCCUCUGUUCUCUUUAGAGCAUCAAAAUGAAGAGAAAAAGAAGUAAACAGAAUUUGUUUCUGAAUCCUUCAUAUCUGAAUUCGAAUUUCGCGCUAAGCGUGGGUUAUCUUAACCCAGCUUUGAACAACCCGGCCCAGAAACUGGAUCCUGGACUCCGAAUUUCGUUGGGUUUAGCAAAGAAAGCAAACUCCAGCUGGUUCCGGUUGUUCAAGAUUUGGAUAGCUUUAUCACCCUCUCCGGGUGAAUCACUAUAACUUAUAGGUGUUGUGGCAGCCAAUUACGUUAUGCAGUGGAUAGCACCGCCCACCUUUUAAACAAUAACCUUCCCCCGUCGGGGUGGGGGGGAGCGGGUAGUUAGCACUACUCGGACUUUUUCGUUCCGAAGGUGUACCUUGCUCCAUGCGAAUUCUUGCUAAGGUAGCAAUGUUACCUCAAGCCUCUUAUCACUGUUGGGGUUUCGUGGCUUGCCGUACGCUAUACAGUGUACGUGCGCCUCCAGCCUUCCUCAAAACCUUCCGUUGUACGAAGUGUAAACGUGGUGGACGCACGGUCCUGAUUUGGACUAGAAAUUUAAAACCGCCAUUAUGUACUUAUAGUGACAGUACAAUCCGAUCUUUGUCUUUUUUUCGUUUGUUUGUUUUCUUGUGUUCGCUGCAGAUGGACACACUUGAAAUUCUGGUUUCUUCUGCUUUCAGGAUCCCGAAGUAAUGGCAGCAUUUCAAGAUGUCAGCCAAAAUCCAGCGAACCUCUCAAAAUACGAAGACAAUCCUAAAGUGAAAAAGAUUCUUGAUAAACUGGCCAAGAAGUUCGGUCCCGCGGGAUCCGGCCCUCCGCCCGGGAGCGGAGCCGGGUUUCCGGGUGGUAUGCCUUUUGGUAAUAUGUUUGGCGGGCAGUAGUUAUCGGGUCUCGUGUACAACAUGAAGACGAAAAGACAUCUUCGUAGGCUGCUUGGAAAAUGAUUCGUAGUUUUCUACUGAAACGUUUCUUGAGGUGGUAUGCGAGAUAUUCCACCGACAGCUAAUCCUUAAGUUUUUCCGUGAACUUCUUUUUCUGAAAGGGGUCGAGGAUGUGUUUUAGUGACA